Messenger RNA from Fraxinus pennsylvanica, 483 nucleotides. The record is from the annotation of a GenBank genome assembly. Lineage: Eukaryota; Viridiplantae; Streptophyta; Magnoliopsida; Lamiales; Oleaceae.
AUGAUUGUGAAGAGAGACAUGGAUAAGGAACGAGCACCAGGGUUUCUCUACACCAGAGCAAGAGGAAGAUGCACACCCCAGUACUGGAGCAGCAGGACAGAGUCAUGGCCGAAGAUGGUGCCUCAGAUGUCGACGAUGUCCAAAGUGUUCGGUUCGCAGGUGUUCGAACAAUACAUAUACGAUCUGACACUGCUGGAGGCUGUGGGGAGGAGGUUUAAUUCAAGAGGGUAUGAGAAGUUUAGGAACUUGGCAAAAAUUUCUAAGUUGAAAAGAAGAGAAAAAAGCUUGAAGUGGAUAGUGAUAAUGGUGAUAAGAGGGAGAAAAAGAGGGGUUGGCAGCAAUGAGAUGGGACUCCUGGAGGUGGUUACAGAGGAAGAAGACAAUGGAGGGGAUGAUUUCAGUAGUUUGUUAGCGGAGGAAUUUAAGGCGAAAAAUGGAACGCCUGACCAGGUUGCUACUUUUGGACGGGCGGUACGCGAAUGA